This is a messenger RNA of Exophiala xenobiotica, 2302 nucleotides long. RefSeq lists its product as uncharacterized. The transcript has a single exon. NCBI's taxonomy places the organism in Eukaryota, Fungi, Ascomycota, Eurotiomycetes, Chaetothyriales, Herpotrichiellaceae. Bases 217 to 2097 code for a protein of 626 amino acids. The record is from RefSeq and is a predicted model, not a curated record.
CCCGGAUACAGGUCCCUCUUUCGUGAGGUGUUGGCUCCAUGCAGUUGCGAUAGGCAUUUCGACAGCCUUGACGGUGCCAGACCCUGUUUCCACCCUGGCCGCAACAUCCGUGUGGUGAACAUUGUUUACCCAGUCAUAUACCUUGCCCUUAUGUCAGAUCUAUAGCACUCGUGAUAAGAUGGCUAAUUUUUCUCGGCUUUCGCUCUUACAGUGUCUAUGACCUUGCAUCAUGCCGGCCCAGUUCGGCUGACAAACACCAUAUAUACCUCGACGGCGGGCUCCUCGAUCCUCCCCACCAUUCGCUUUGUAGAGACUCCGGCCAGCCCGACAGUCCACGAUUACAUUCUCUCAACAGCGCAGGCGCCCUUUGAUACAGACGACCCGACUGAUCUCGAACCUACCUCCGUCGUGGUCCCGAUUGAGUCGAGUGCGGCAGGUCCUGAAGCAGACAACACCCUCUAUGACUCGGUAACAGACAAGUCUCUGCACGGAGAGGAGAUGGGUGGAACCAAGGUCAAGGCCACUAUAGGUGUCCUGUCAACCAUAAUAUCUUACAUGUGCAUAAACAGCAUACUGAAGGCGACAAACCCUGAAGCUUUCAUUUGGCAAGAUGAAGAUCGGGAAGAAGCGAAAUGGGUGGCUACGUCUAGGUCGUGGUUAGACCGGAAAGCCUGUCGCUGGCUCGCAGUCUGCGGCGGUACACACAUACACUAUGCUUCAGAGACCACCAAGUUUGGACAUCGGCCUUUGAUGCAGCACACAUCUAAGAAGUUGGUUGACCACCAACCAGACUGGGACUGGCAGCAUGCAUGGACAGAAAGCAAUGACAGGCCGGAGGAUUGGACAGACGAUGAGCGUGUCUUGAGAGAGAUCCCUGACUAUGUCAUGGAACACGCACCACUUGUUCACCUCUACUCCGGAGAGCAGUUCUGGCCAUGUGACAUUGCGGAACAUCUGUUCCACGUAACACCUACACUCAACUAUACGCGACUUCAAUCUGGAGAACAACACCUGAACCUACAGAACUUGGACGAGCUGAACCAGUGGCAGAAUGGUCGUUGGGUGUUUCUGACCAGCAAUGAUGACGUUGAGGAACGGCCAGAAUGGCUGGAGGGUGAAAAGAACAUUCCCAGCAAGCCUUCAAACCCGAAUGAUGCUUUCGAAGAUAAUGACGGGUGGGUCCACAAGCCUGGUCGGACCUAUGCUCAAGGCAUCAAGGACGCGAUGUAUGAUCUCAAAGACUGGUUUGCGCCUGACCUGAAAGAUUCGGAGGAUGCAGCCGAUUUUCGUGAGUCUUUCACCAGCCAAUCAGCAGCAGAGAAGGCUGCACGCCAGGUACACCUCGAAUUGAAACGCUCCAUGCUUCAAGAUAAUGCGCCGGGCAGGAUUCGAGGCGGCCGAAGUGACGCCCCUGCCGUUCUGGUCACUAUCAACAAAGGACACGGCAUUGUCGAUGCAUUCUGGUUCUUCUUCUACAGUUUCAAUCUAGGCAAUGUGGUGUUGAACGUCCGAUUCGGCAACCAUGUAGGCGACUGGGAACACACUGUCGUUCGAUUCCAACAUGGACAACCCAAGGCUGUAUUCUUCAGUGAACACAAUUUUGGAUCUGCCUACAGUUAUGACGCUGUCGAGAAGAUCGGCAAACGACCUGUCAUCUAUUCUGCGUACGGAACGCACGCAAUGUAUGCAACUCCAGGAACACACCCAUACAUCCUACCUUGGGGUAUUCUCCACGACUUGACCGACCGUGGUCCGCUAUGGGAUCCGUCCCUGAAUGCCCACACCUAUACCUACGACCACAAGACCGAAAACCUACGAUCCUCCAACAUCACUUCCAGCGCACCCACUGAAUGGUUUCAUUUUGCUGGGCACUGGGGUGACAAGUUUUAUCCGCUCGGCGACAAGAGACAAUAUCGCUUUGCCGGACAGUACCAUUACGUGAACGGACCUAUUGGUCCCAAAUUCAAGCAUCUCGGAAGAAAGAAGAUAUGUCAAGGUCCAGAAACGGCACCCUGUGUCAUCAAGAAUUGGCUUGGCUCUGGUGAUAAGAUUGGACGUUUGAACCCUGGAAACAAGAAUGGAGAAGAUGAUAUGUAACGAAGACAUGAAGACGGCGUUCUGGUUGAGCUCACCCGGUGAUUCGCAUCAUGAUACCCUUCGGAGUGUGCCUUUGGUUGGCGGUUCAGGUUGGCGGUUCAGGAUUGAUUUUUAUGAUACCCGCCGGUUCUAGACCCGAUUCUGGGCUCUUUGUACGCAGUUAUGAGUGUAGGAGAUAGAAGCAGGACAGACAUAUUCUGUUCAG